Molecule: messenger RNA, 859 nt
Organism: Haliotis rubra (blacklip abalone)
Lineage: Eukaryota; Metazoa; Mollusca; Gastropoda; Lepetellida; Haliotidae
Product: macrophage migration inhibitory factor-like
Exons: 3
Coding region: 49-432 (127 amino acids)
Molecular function (GO): phenylpyruvate tautomerase activity; cytokine activity
Source: RefSeq, a predicted model, not a curated record
AGCGAAGUGUGUCAGUAGAAAAUCUUCAGUCUCAGAGCCAGGAUAGCCAUGCCGUGUUUUAUUCUCUUCACGAACGUGCCAGCGAGUGACCUCCCAAAGGGGUUUCUGUCGGAAACCACGAAAGUCAUCGCCAAAGCUAUUCGGAAACCAGAAGCAUAUAUAACAGUCAGGAUUCACCCAGGUCAGAUGAUGACCCACGGGGGUACGACUGACCCAUGUGCCAACUCCGAGAUGCAGGCUAUCGGACACAUCAGUGCCGCGGAGAACGCUGAGAUGUCUAAACAAAUCUCAGAAUUCCUACAAAGCAAACUUGGAAUUGACAACAGAAGGAACUACAUCAAAUUCACCGACCUGCCGCCUCAUGAGGUUGGGUAUCAGGGGACCACGUUUGGGGAGCUGGUGAAAGACCCGAAAUGGGCGUCUUUAAUGUAACCAUCAAAGACACCAAUCACCACAUGACGAUACGUACUUGCAGUAGUGAGGAGUGGUCAACGGACUUUGCUGUCCCGCUUCAUCUGUCAUGAUGAAAGAUCCUUCACCUCCAACAUAAAAUACAUUCACUGUGGAAUUUUGCAUCACUCAUAUUUUGAAGUCAUAAAAUCAUCUUUUAAGUCCAAGUUACGUUGUUCUUUCAUGUUUUUGUUAUGUGACAAAUGCAGGUUCCUUUUUAAAUAUGGAUCGAAUUCAGUUAUAACAGCGUAAACCCUUUCAUGCUACCAGUGACAUUAUAUAAUUGUGCAGUCCGUUUGUCUGUCAGCGAGUCUAUGUUUGUAGAUCUCAUUAAGUCUAUAAAACAUGGCGGGUGUAUAUCGUGUACAACAGUUGUAUUUUGUAUGCGAAUAAACAUCAAGAAUUGUCA